UGAUUUUUGCAAUUCUAUUGAAUUUUUGCCCUCUGCAAAGGUUCCAACAUACAUAUUUUUUUUUAUAUUCAGGUUCAGGGCUAGCUCUUAUUUCCCUUUGCAUUCUUGUACACUACAAUAUUAGAAAGAAAGAAACAAGCAUAGAGAUUCAUUUCUGCCUGCAAUUUCUGCACUUGGAGAAUGAUGAGCCAAGCUUUGAACACAGAAAGCAUCAUGAACGAGCGUGAGGCUCAGGCUCAGCAAUCACCUGGCGGAAUUGCCAUAGCUCUUAAGAAGACAGCUCCACAAAUAUCAGUUCCAUCGAUGAACUUGGAGGAUAUCAAGAGACAAAGACAAUCAUCCUUCCACAGCUCACCUCGCUCGCACAGGGACCUCACAAAGUCUUCGAGUACACGGUGCCUUUGCUCGCCCACCACCCACGUCGGCUCUUUCCGAUGCCGCCUCCAUAGAGCGCCUGGAAUGCCUAGAGGAGGCUCAGUUGGCUCCAAUCUUUCCCUACUUGGAGCCACCAAAACAAGCCUAGCUCAUGAUUGAUUAAUUCUGAUUCAUUGAUUUUUAAAUUACUAUAUAAUUUGAUUGUGUGGUGUGUCUGUGUGUGUGGUGAUUGCUGAUAAGUUACAUGAACAUUAGAGAGCAGGUGGAAUCUGUCAGUGAUGAUCUUGUACUGUUUGCCAAUGGUGCUUCCAUUGUUCAUUGUUGUUGUCACUUUACAUGUCAAGCAUGUUGAAGGGAGAUUAAGAACCUUUGGUUAUUUCAUCUUAUUUAUGUGUAUAUUAAAGUUAGAUCCGAAUCGAGUUAGUUAA
This is a messenger RNA of Mangifera indica (mango), 803 nucleotides long. RefSeq lists its product as uncharacterized. The coding region runs from base 181 to 534 and encodes 117 amino acids. The transcript has 2 exons. The record is from RefSeq and is a predicted model, not a curated record. NCBI's taxonomy places the organism in Eukaryota, Viridiplantae, Streptophyta, Magnoliopsida, Sapindales, Anacardiaceae.